Ipomoea triloba (trilobed morning glory) is the source of this 732-nucleotide messenger RNA. RefSeq names its product vacuolar protein sorting-associated protein 55 homolog. Gene Ontology annotation, biological process: late endosome to vacuole transport via multivesicular body sorting pathway. Gene Ontology annotation, cellular component: endosome. The transcript is spliced from 5 exons. The coding region runs from base 29 to 487 and encodes 152 amino acids. NCBI's taxonomy places the organism in Eukaryota, Viridiplantae, Streptophyta, Magnoliopsida, Solanales, Convolvulaceae. The record is from RefSeq and is a predicted model, not a curated record.
UCGUUGGCUCGUUGUCGUUGAGCCCUGGAUGCUUCAUCAGACGUCGGAUCGGAAAUCAGCGAUCACAAAUUUCAUUCCAUUUUUGCCCCUCCUUCCUUCCAAAGAGAAUGGCGAUGACCGUAGGAGGCUUGUGGGGCUUGCAUUCAUGUUUUCCACGAGCAUCCUACUACAGAUCCUGGCUUGUGUAUUAUACAACAAUUGGUGGCCGAUGUUAUCAGCUCUUAUGUAUGUCUUGGUCCCCAUGCCUUGUAUGUUCUUUGGCGGUGGUUCCACUCAAUUCUUAAUCAGUCGAGAUGGUGGCGGCUGGAUUGACGCUGCGAAAUUCCUAACCGGGGCAUCUGCAGUCGGGAGCAUUGCCAUCCCCAUCAUACUGAGACACGCAGAUCUGAUCGGGACAGGGGCCAUGUUCAUCGAGUUCACCUCGUUCUUCAUAUUCGUCUGCACCGUCAUGUGCUUUCACCAAGCCAGCCUAGACGACGAAUGGUGAAGACCGUCUCCCUCGGUGUAAUUAAGCUACAUGCUGGAUAAUUUUCUGUGUAAACAUUAGGUUAAGCGGUUAACUGGAACUGUGAAUUUGGGAUCGGAGAAGAAACUGAGAAAUUUCAGUUUGUGUAUAAAAUUCUAAGCAAUUAAGCAUGUUGUCUGUGUUCCUCGUCCGACACUAAGAUUCUCGGGUCACUUGUACAUCAUUAUAUUAUUCUUCUUAACGAAUUAUUUGUUGUUUGUUACGCA